AUGAGUAAUACAUCUAAACCGUUGCAAGCUGGAAAAGUGGAGUCGAACGAGUCCCCGGACUAUAUGAACGAGCGUGUGAUCCAGCGCAAUCGCCUGGACCCACGCGCCUACUUCCUUCCUAAGGAGACACUUUCGUUGUCUGGACGCUGGAAAUUCCACUUCACAACCUCACCCAAAGCGCCAGAGCCGAAGUCAGACCAUACAGCCGCGUGGUCAUCGAUUGAUGUGCCGGGCCAUUGGCAGCUCCAAGGCUGGGGGCAUCCCCAUUACACUAAUUUCGAUCUACCCUUUCCCUGUGAUCCUCCAUAUGUCCCGGCGGAGAACCCAACAGGUACAUACGAGACCUCUUUCGAGAUCCCUGAUGGCUGGUUGGAUAUAGACGGAGGCUUAGAUUAUCGCCUCAGGUUUGAGGGAGUGGACAGUGCCUUCCAUCUUUGGGUCAACGGCAAGGAAAUCGGUUACAGCCAAGGCUCUCGAAACCCGGCGGAAUUCGAUGUCACCAAAGUGUUGAAAGAUGGUGCGGGCGGCUCCAACACCGUCAGAGUCAAAGUAUACCAAUGGAGCGAUGGGAGCUAUAUGGAGGAUCAAGAUAUGUGGUGGUUAUCAGGCAUCUUCAGGGAUGUCUACCUCAUCGGCUUCCACAAGCGAGGGCAUAUUGAGGACAUCCGCAUCCGAACUAACCUCGACCAACAUCAUCAUAUCAACAAGCCUGCCUAUCUUGAGAUUGACCUCCUCUAUCACGUCCAGUCCACGUCUUGGGUCCAUUUGGCAUUGGUCGAUGCAAAUGGCAGCAGGGCAUCGGGAACCAGCUCCACCAAAUUAAAGCCGGGCGGCGGACUCUUUUCUCACUCUAUCCAUGUGGUUGAUCCCCGCUUAUGGAACGCAGAGCACCCGAAUCUAUACUAUCUUUACAUCACGUUAGACAACGAUGGAAAACAGUUGCAGCAAGAGAUCCAGCAAGUGGGCUUUCGAAAGGUCGAAAUCAAAGACGGACUUCUGCAAGUUAACAACGUGCCUAUUAGCCUUCGCGGAGUCAAUCGACACGAUCAUCAUCCUCGGUUCGGCCGUGCUGUUCCUCUUGAAUUCAUCGAGCGUGACCUGAUACUGAUGAAGCAGCACAACGUCAAUGCUGUGCGCACCUCACAUUACCCUAAUGAUCCAAGGUUGAUCCUCUUGGCCAACGAGAUUGGUCUUUACGUUAUGGACGAAGCGGACAAUGAGACCCACGGGACAAAUGGCAUUUUAUCCGACAGGCCCACAUGGACCAAUGCAUAUGUAGAGCGCAUGCGACAGCUUGUCUACCGUGACAAGAAUAAUCCUAGCGUCAUAAUGUGGAGCCUCGGCAACGAAUCUUUCUAUGGCAAGAAUCAUCAAGCCAUGUAUGACUGGGUCAAGGCGUAUGACAGCACGAGACCUGUGCACUACGAAGCCGACCAUGAAUUCCGUGCCUCAGAUGUGUGUAGCUAUAUGUAUGUUAACCCUGCGCAGCUUGAACAGCUAGCUACUCAAGAUGGCGAUGACUACAAGAAGCCGAUUAUCCUCCAAGAGUAUGGUCAUGCCAUGGGUAACGGGCCAGGUGCAAUGAAAGAGUACAUGGAGACCUUCCGUAAGUGUCGGCGUUUGCAAGGAGGCUUCAUCUGGGAAUGGAAUAAUCACGGCUUAGUGAAGCCAUUGAACGAUAGUACUAGAGAAUAUUUUUAUGCUUACGGCGGAGACUUUGGAGAUGAGCCUAACGACAAGAAUUUUGUAAUGGAUGGCCUGGUCAAUUCCGAGCACAAUCCAAGCCCAGGUUUGAUCGAUCUGAGAGCGGCUUAUGCUCCUAUACUCGUCACGAGGAAGGGCAAGAAGAUUAGGGCAAGGAAUUUGUUUGAUUUUCACCACCUUGAGGAUAUCGAUUGUGUCUGGUCAGUAAAACAUUUCGAGGCAGACGGGUUCACGCGUACUCUGAAGUAUGGCAUUGAAAAGUUGAAGCAUCCACCCCAGCAUGACGAGGAAUUCGAUGUUUUUGACUGCGACUCCCAUCAACUGAAUUGCAAAAUUUCCGAACAUGAGACUUGGUUGAUACUUUCCUUCCAACAAAGAGCAGCUCAGAGAUGGUGCAAUUCGGGUCACGAAAUCACCCAUGCAGAAUUUCGACUAGACGAUAGCAGUACUGCAAAUCUAUUUGCACAGCAUUUGAAGGGUUUCCAAAACCCUCAAGUCCAAGAAACCGCUGGGACACUCCAAGUCUCAACAUCGACAUCUACGCUUACCAUCAGCCGUAUCGAUGGUCAAAUAAUUCAUUGGAGCUACAAAGGUAUUGACAUGAUACGCGAGAAUAGUCUCAAUUUGACAUUCUGGCGAGCACCGACAGACAACGAUGAACAUGGUCAGGGUGGGGACUGGUAUGGCCAUCGACUGAACGACCUAUUCAACUCGGUCCGCUCUUUCACUUAUGGUUUCACCAAAGCGGGUGUUCUUGAGGUCAAGAUCACGAGCGACGUUGCGCCGGCGGUUCAAACGUGGGGUUUCGAAGUAUCCUUGACAUUUACCUAUCACAGUAGCGGCGCUCUCGUUUUCCAUACCAAGAUCUCGCCAAGAGGACCUGCUCCUGGUACACUGCCGCGUGUAGGCUUGGAGAUGGUUCUACCAGGGGACCGCACUCGAGCCGAGUGGUUUGGAUUAGGCCCGGACCAGUCGUAUCGAGACAUGAAAAAUGCAGCAAAGGUAGGUGUAUGGAAGAAGACUGUCGACGAGUUGAAUUUCAUGUACGAUAUGCCUCAAGAAAGUGGGAAUAGGACAGAGACAAGAUGGGUCAAGGUGACCAAUGAGCGUGGAAUUGGCUUUAAGGCCGUGCUUGAGCGCGACAGUGAAAAGACGUCAAGACCACCAUCCGCAGAGAGUACAACAGACGAACCUGGCUCGUUACAGAACUGGAGCUUGGUGGAUAAGUCACUUGAUCAAUCAAAGUCUUCACGAGGAUUUGACUUCAACUUGUCGAGGUAUACGGCAAGAGAUUUGGAGCAAGCUCAGCAUCCACAUGAGUUGACGGGUUGUGGUGGAGUCGUGUUUAGGAUUGAUGAUGAACAUCAUGGUCUUGGCACGGCGGCUUGUGGGCCGGACGCUCUGGACUCGUACCAGCUAAAGACAAGGACUUUCGAUUUCUCAGUUUGCCUCGAGCCCCUCGGACCCUAA
Messenger RNA from Bacidia gigantensis, 3174 nucleotides. RefSeq lists its product as uncharacterized. The record is from RefSeq and is a predicted model, not a curated record. Bases 1 to 3174 code for a protein of 1057 amino acids. Lineage: Eukaryota; Fungi; Ascomycota; Lecanoromycetes; Lecanorales; Ramalinaceae. The transcript has a single exon. Gene Ontology annotation, cellular component: beta-galactosidase complex. Gene Ontology annotation, biological process: lactose catabolic process. Gene Ontology annotation, molecular function: beta-galactosidase activity; carbohydrate binding.